AUGGCGAAUAACUGGGCUGACGAUACCGAAGAGUUACCACCGUUGGGAACUUUGAGUAAAGAUGAAUCGACAAAAACAACGAGCACUCCUGCAGCGAGUGCAGGAAAAACGUCUUCGUACGUUCCACCGCACUUGAGAAAUCGUCAAGGCGGAGGGAACACUGAAAGAGGAGGAGACCGACGAGAUUAUGGCGGUGGUGGCGGCAGACGAGAUUAUCGAGGUAGGUUCUUUUCAGAGAAAUAA
This is a messenger RNA of Bathycoccus prasinos, 243 nucleotides long. RefSeq lists its product with no specific name. Lineage: Eukaryota; Viridiplantae; Chlorophyta; Mamiellophyceae; Mamiellales; Bathycoccaceae. The transcript has a single exon. The record is from RefSeq and is a predicted model, not a curated record. Bases 1 to 243 code for a protein of 80 amino acids.